CUCCUGUGUCCGCAUUUUGUUACUAGUGUUUAUGACAAUAGUUUUUUUAUUAAGCAGUGCCUUAUUGUAUCGACGUUUAUGAAAACAUCAGUACGGGAUGCGGCAUAUUCAAACAUGGUACGUAACGUAUGGUUGUUGACGAAUAUCCCCCAAAUACACGAUGUGAGCGGGAAAAAUCAAAACUUCCCCAAAAUAACCGACGUAAAGGCGAAAAAGCGACAUUUCCCCUUUAUUUACGCUUUCGUCCGCUUCAUUUCACCUUUAUUUCCCCUAUAUUGGUUGCUUGGGGAUUCUGAGGAAAUAUUGGGGAAUUCCCCCAAAACGGGUAAAAUGUUCCCAAAAGUUGAAAAAAUGGUAAUACUCUCUUACCGAUAACUUCAUAUUUGCAGAAAAUGUUGCGAGCCAGACGCUUUUCGUAAAUGUCGUUCACAUUUGUUAGGAAGGCCAUUUCGCUGACUAGUCUAUUGCUACGGUUGCAAGCUGCUGACGAGAACCCACGAAAUCUCAUUAUUUGGUUAGUUACAUAUGUCAUCAAAGAAACCACCCAAAGCAUUGUACGUUCCACCAGCUUUAAGAGCAAACAAAAUGCGAGCGAAGUCAAAAAAGAGUUGUCCUUUUUAGAAUCUCCAAUAUCAUAUGCUUCUGUGAAUGAACAAACUGAUGUAGAACAACAAUUAAAAUCACUUACACUUUCUGACAACUGUAUUGAUGAUGACGAAUGUGUACUCAAAAAAAAACUUUUUAAUCAAAAGCUGUCACAUAAUGAUAGCAACAGUGAACCAGUCAUAAGGUUGAAAGAUUUCCAACAUAUUUUAGAGUUAUAUAACUUUUCAAAAGACUUUCAAAAUUUUCACUUGGAAGCGGAACUCACAGGAUUUGAAGAUAGUGGAUUUUACCUUAAAUGGGUCGAUGAUACUCAUUGUUUAGCUGUAUUCUCUUCAAAUGAUGAAGCGAAUCGUGCAUUGGCUCAAAUAUCAGGACUUUUCAUGAAGGCUCGUAAAAUUAAUGACGCUUCUUUGGCUAGCAAGUUGAAGAUUGCUCGUUCACCUGGUGACUGGACUAUGCCCUAUAAAAAACGACCAGUUACGACUAGCUCAACAGCUCGAAGAUUAAUUUCCAAUCAUUUGGGUAUUGUUCCUACUAAAAUCAAAUCUCCUGAGGAAACUAUGAAAGAGGAACAAGAUAAAGCUCUUUUACGAGAAGCACGUGCUCGUGCGGAAGCUAUUCGUCAGGCACAGAAAUCUCUAUGGGAAGACGAAUAAUGUGACAAUUACAAUUAUGUUUUAGAAUUAUUCCUGUAAAAAGAGUGAUUUUUUGCCUUGGGAAUCCUUUUUAUUUAUAGUGAGAAAAAAAUCUUUGCAUUUGACUAAAAAUUCAUAUCAUAAUCAUUAGUUAGUAUCAUGAGUAAUAUCUAAAUUAUAUUUUUUCCAACACUGACUUGUUAAUUUUUCAUCUUUCCACUCUGUCAAUCUGUUUACAUGCAAACACUUUAUGCCUUUUCGCUUGUGUAGUGUAAAUUGAAUAUGUCAUUAAUAAAUCAUGGAACUUUCUUCAUCAUGUGUAUCUAUUUGACAUGCUUCUUGUUACUUUUGCAAAUCAUCUAAUUGUAUUUUUAAUAUGUUUCUUUCUUGUUCUAUAUAUGCGUUUAUUGUAAUUUGUUAUUUUCUGGUAUUAAGUAUGCUUUUUUAUUUCACUAGGCUUCGGAUUGUAUUUUUUUCGGUUUAUAUUGAUCUUAGAAACAUAAAAAAUACGACAGGGC
Messenger RNA from Schistosoma mattheei, 1759 nucleotides. Lineage: Eukaryota; Metazoa; Platyhelminthes; Trematoda; Strigeidida; Schistosomatidae. The record is from the annotation of a GenBank genome assembly.